Messenger RNA from Closterium sp. Yama58-4, 576 nucleotides. NCBI's taxonomy places the organism in Eukaryota, Viridiplantae, Streptophyta, Zygnematophyceae, Desmidiales, Closteriaceae. The record is from the annotation of a GenBank genome assembly.
AUGCCGCGUGCGACCAGCAGAUCUUCUGGAUCGAGGGCCUCUGCUCCGGCGAGACCAGCUCCGAGGCCAGCACCUGCGUCGCACACUCACUCCGCGCCUCCACCCGCACCAGCAGCGCAACCGGCGCCUCCCCCAGCGCAACCAGCAGCAGCCUCUGGAGGGGGGAGCAUGCUGGGUGGGUUGAUGCAGACGGUGGGAGAGGGCAUGGCGUUCGGAACAGGGUCCGCCAUUGCCAACAGAGCCGUGGAUGCCAUCAUGGGUCCGCGCACUGUCGUGCACGAGCACGUCAACUCCGCCGCGCCUGCAGCCGCGCCUGCUGCUGCGCCCGCUGCCGCUCCUGCCACUGCCAGCUCUUCCACAGACUGCGCUCAGCUGCAGCAGGAUUUCAACAAGGUAGGCAUUCGUUCCAGAGUGCGGUUUUGCUUUCGGUACAAGUUCUCACGAUGCUCCUCACUGCUUGUCUACUCUGAGCAGUGCGUGGAAAUGCACGGGAGUGACAUCUCCAAGUGCCAGUUUUACCUGGAUAUGCUGACUGAGUGCAAGCGGAACGCGUCCUCAGGGAAUACGCUUCAGUGA